AUGGGUGAUUUUCCAGUCGGUGAAGUUGGUAGGACGCUUGAGGGAAAGGAUGUUUCGGUUAUUGGGUGUAAUGAGGAGUCUUGGGUCGUGGUUUUGGUCCACGGUUCAAUUAUGAUUUGCGUUCUCCAUCUGAAACAUUUUCAUGGACUCGAGUACCGUCGUAGUGAGGUAGGUCUCAUCGGGCAGAGGUUGGUGAUUUCUGGGAUAUGGGGCCCAGACUGGAGCACUUUUGGCAAACAAACUGACAAUGUCACCAUAAUAGAUUUUUUCGGAUCGCGAUGUGCUGAGGCUGGUGAGCUUGUUGCAAAGGAAUGA
Molecule: messenger RNA, 315 nt
Organism: Lactuca saligna
Lineage: Eukaryota; Viridiplantae; Streptophyta; Magnoliopsida; Asterales; Asteraceae
Source: the annotation of a GenBank genome assembly